Lepidothrix coronata (blue-crowned manakin) is the source of this 2622-nucleotide messenger RNA. Its product is annotated as epidermal retinol dehydrogenase 2-like. NCBI's taxonomy places the organism in Eukaryota, Metazoa, Chordata, Aves, Passeriformes, Pipridae. The record is from RefSeq and is a predicted model, not a curated record. Bases 78 to 998 code for a protein of 306 amino acids. Gene Ontology annotation, molecular function: oxidoreductase activity, acting on the CH-OH group of donors, NAD or NADP as acceptor. The transcript is spliced from 7 exons. Gene Ontology annotation, cellular component: lipid droplet.
CAGCCGUGGGCCGCGGCGGGCGGGCAGUGCGGGGCAGGCAGGAGGCGGCGAAGAGUGGUGCUUGUACCUGAGAAAUCAUGUUCAACUUCAGAUGCAUCCAGAAGUUACUACAGUACCUGAAAUUUUUCAUUUAUUUACUUAUUGAGAAUCUCAUCUGUGUAUUUCCUCUAUGCAAAAAAUCUUUUGCUGGUGAAAUAGUUCUUAUUACUGGUUCUGCAAAUGGGAUUGGAAGGCAGAUUGCCUUAAAAUUUGCUCCUUUAGGAGUGACUUUGAUUCUCUGGGACAUCGAUGACAAAGGUAACAAAGAAACAUGCAGAUUAGCCCAAGAAAAAGGAGCUAACCGAGUGUUUGUCUAUCAUUGUGACUGCAGCAGUAGAGAGGAUGUCUAUGAAAAGGCAGACAAGGUUAAAAAAGAAGUUGGGGAUGUUACUAUUCUAAUCAAUAAUGCUGGCAUACUGAUUGGGAAGAAGUUCUGUGACCUUUCAGAUGAAGAUUUUGAAAAGACCUUCAAAACCAACUUCUUCUCUCAAGUCUGGACUUGCAAGGCUUUUCUUCCAGCCAUGAUGGCCCGUAAUCGUGGGCACCUGGUUAGCACAGCCAGUGCAAGCGGAUUGCUGGGACUCUACAGACUGACAGAUUAUGCUGCAACAAAGUAUGCAAUCAUUGGAAUGAUGGAAGGCAUUAGUUCAGAACUGUAUCAUGCAGGAAAAUGUGGCAUUAAAACCACAAUCAUUUGCCCUUAUUUUGUUAACACUAAAUUAAGUAAAGGUUUCCAAAGCGCAAAACCUCUUUUGCUUCCUGUUUUUGAUCCAGAGUAUGUAGCCAGCAAGAUCUUGAAUGCAAUUAAAAAGGAAAAGUUUUAUCUAAUCAUGCCUCCAACUUUACGCUUACUGGGUUUGAAAACUUUCGUUCCUAGAAAAGCAAUACUGUGCUUCGAGUCAUGCAUCAAGUUCCGUGAGAGCAUGGAUAAAGCCUUUGGUCAGAAGGAAAAGGAUUGAAACAAAAAUAUUCUGAAGACUGCAAGUGCCAUCAAAUUGAAUAUUUUCAGUAAAAAAUAAGUUUAAUUCAUGUUUAUUCUUUGACAGACAAUUUACUUCUUGUAUGAUAUUUGACAUUGGUCUACAUGCAAUUUAAUUCUUCAUAACUGUCUUUUAUGUCUUUAUAUUUGGUAAUUUUCCGAGUAACCUUUGAAAAAUCACUGAAAUUUAAAAUUAAAUAGGUAAUAUGUUAAGUGACUAAGCAACAACUUGGCAUGGACUGUAUUGUCUUCAGACUGAAAUUUCAAUGACAUAGCCUGAAAUCUCUCAUUUCAUGAUGGCAUGCUGCUUUUAUCUGAGGUCUCAAUAAAAGUCUGUAAGACCAGGCAGGGAUGUUUGACUCCAUUUCGUAUUCUGAAUUCUCAAUUUCUGAGCAAAAUCUUAAAGCACAGGAAAAACACACUUCUGUCGAAGCAGAAAUCAAAACAAAACCAAACAAACAGACAAAAAAAACCAAAUAAAAAACUACCAAAAGAAACUAAACCACAAAGCAUUUAACACAUUUCCCUUUUAGGGUCAAAAUAACACUGCAAUUAACAUAAAGCCGACAUGAAGAAGGGUUGCUGUGGGAUGAUGGGCUCUGCCUGGUGAGCUGUGCAGGGAGCCUGUGUUCUGAAGAGGAGUGAACUGCAAGGCACGCUGAUAAAGUGUGUGUGGUGCUGUGGCACUUACCACGCUCCUCGUUAGUCACAGCACACUUUGCUAAGCGCUGUUCUGUGGGAUACAUGUGCCUGGGUCUUGAUCCAGGGCUAGAGGCUGAUACCGGAUCAUUUAUCAAAGGCUGUAGUUUAGAAAGAGUGUAUGUACACCUGCAGCAGUAGCAAAGCAUCAUGUGCCCACUCAGAAAGGAAAGAUGAUGAAGCCCCAUAAUCAGAGAAAGUAGACAGGAAAGAAUUCCAUCCUGGAAAUUACUUAUAUGGUGAUUAGUUGUCUCUAUAAAUUUUGUAAAAGGUUCCAACAACAGAAUAGUCAGAGUUUAUAAACAUAUGCUCUGUGGUGAGCAUCUGCUGUAGGCAGCUGAGUAUUGAGCACCGAUGAAGCCCACAGGCAUCUGGCUCCCUUCUCUGGCUCUAGAGGCUCCAAUGCAGCUUUGAAGCACCAUGCUGAGGCCAGAAAGUGGGUUCAAGAUGCUGUGUCCCAGGUUAGGUCCCUGAAGUCAGCAGCUGAAUCUGGACCUGUAAACUCGUCCACACAGUUUUAAUUCCAGUGAUCUUAGUAAAAUUACUUAGAAAAUCGUUGAUUCAAGAGUAUUGUGAGAAUCUGUGCAAGAAAUCUUUGUUUGGUAAUUUUCUGAGUAACUUUUGAAAAACCAUUAAAAUUGAAAUUACAUAGGCAUUACGUUAAGUGACCAAGCGACAACUUUGCAUGGACUGUACUGCUUUCAGAUGAAACUUUAAUGAGGUAGCCUGUGUGUCAGUGUGGAACAUAAUUCUGUUGUAAAUCAUGGGAAAAGGAAUACAGACAAGAGGAAUACCUCAUGUAUUCUUGUAUAAUUAUGGGCUGGCUCUUGAGCAAAAUCUCUUCUUAUGUUUGGAGAGAAGUCCUUCAACUGUCUUCAAAUGAAACUACGACCUAGAGAUAAUAA